Cladophialophora yegresii CBS 114405 is the source of this 225-nucleotide messenger RNA. RefSeq lists its product as uncharacterized. Lineage: Eukaryota; Fungi; Ascomycota; Eurotiomycetes; Chaetothyriales; Herpotrichiellaceae. The record is from RefSeq and is a predicted model, not a curated record. The transcript is spliced from 2 exons. The coding region runs from base 1 to 225 and encodes 74 amino acids.
AUGAGGCUGGUCGACGCACAGCUGAGCGACUGUCUCCGGCGCGAGAUCGAGCAUGUUGGAUUGUCUUCCGUGGGCAACGGCCAACGUUACGUCCAAUCUGGUUUCCCCGAGCGAUAUGCUGGGCUGCUUACCUGGCUCGAGACCUGUACAGCUCGUCGGGCGAAAGAGAGCCUGGACAACAAUGUGGAAAGGGUCCACGAGCAGGCCUCCGACGAGACCAGCUAG